This is a messenger RNA of Pistacia vera, 598 nucleotides long. Its product is annotated as peamaclein. Lineage: Eukaryota; Viridiplantae; Streptophyta; Magnoliopsida; Sapindales; Anacardiaceae. The transcript is spliced from 2 exons. The record is from RefSeq and is a predicted model, not a curated record. The coding region runs from base 261 to 575 and encodes 104 amino acids.
ACCAGGACCUGCGAAUCAAGACGACCCUAACCCCAAGUUGCCCUACCUCACAACAACCCACCAACUUACAGUCUGUACAAAAGCUGUACAUCUCUUUUUAUUAUUCUCUUUCUCGACCUUUCUCUCUUUCCCUGGUGAAGUUUCACUCAGCAUCACUUCUAUAAAUACCAACGUGAACCUCUCAAGCUUGUAUCACUCACAAGGAAAGAUAUUGUUUUGGUUACAUUUUAGUAGAGCUACAAACAUCUAGUUCAGACAAAAUGAAGGUUUUCCUAACAAGUUUGCUUCUUGUUUCACUGCUGCUAUGCUCUUCUUUCUUCCAAUGCAGCGUUGCUUACUCUAAAAGUGAAGCGCCUCUACCUCCUGUUGCUCCCGGUCCUGGUUUGGAAGGGUUUUGUGAUGCGAAGUGCGAGGGGAGAUGUGCGGAAGCUGGAUAUGAAGAACGUUGCAAGAACUACUGCAUGAUUUGUUGCAGAGCCUGUAAGUGUGUUCCUUCUGGGACUUACGGAAACAAGUCGGAGUGCCCUUGCUAUAGGGACAAGUUAAAUUCCAAGGGGAACCCCAAGUGCCCUUGAAUUCAUCAUAUUAUAUUAUUAUU